Cuculus canorus (common cuckoo) is the source of this 10983-nucleotide messenger RNA. It is a transcript of the gene FAM199X, whose product is annotated as family with sequence similarity 199, X-linked. The record is from RefSeq and is a predicted model, not a curated record. Lineage: Eukaryota; Metazoa; Chordata; Aves; Cuculiformes; Cuculidae. The transcript has 6 exons. The coding region runs from base 39 to 1190 and encodes 383 amino acids.
UUCGCCCUCGCCCUCUCCUCGUUGCUGCUUCUGCAGCCAUGACUGAGGAGCCGUACGAGAAGUUCCUGGCCCCCGAGGAGCCGUGCCCGCUGCUCUCGCACCAGCACCCGCCGCGGGGCGGCAGCUUGAGCCUGAGCGAGGAGGGCUGCCUGGACGUCAGCGACUUCGGCUGCCAGCUCUCCUCCUGCCACCGCACCGACCCGCUCCACCGCUUCCACUCCAACAGGUGGAACUUGACGUCUUGUGGAACCAGUGUAGCCAGCUCAGAGUGCAGUGAGGAGCUGUUCUCAUCGGUUUCAGUGGGUGAUCAGGAUGACUGCUACUCUCUGUUGGAUGACCAGGAGUUCACCUCUUUUGAUCUGUUCCCUGAGGGCAGCGUCUGCAGUGAUGUCUCCUCUUCUAUCAGCACGUACUGGGACUGGUCUGACAGUGAGUUUGAAUGGCAGUUGCCUGGCAGCGACAUUACAAGUGGGAGUGAUGUACUUUCUGAUGUUAUACCUAGUAUUCCAAGCUCUCCUUGUCUGCUUCCGAAAAAGAAAAACAAGCACAGGAAUCUUGAUGAACUUCCAUGGAGCGCAAUGACAAAUGAUGAACAGGUCGAAUAUAUUGAAUAUUUGAGUCGCAAAGUCAGUACAGAGAUGGGCCUUCGAGAGCAACUUGAUAUUAUUAAAAUUAUUGAUCCUGCUGCUCAGAUCUCACCUACAGAUAGUGAAUUCAUUAUUGAAUUGAACUGUCUCACAGAUGAAAAACUAAAGCAGGUGAGAAACUAUAUCAAGGAACAUGGACCUCGUCAACGGUCUGCAAGGGAAGGCUGGAAGAGGAGUAGCUACAGUUGUGCAAGUACCAGUGGUGUGAGCGGUGCCAGUGCCAGCAGCAGCAGCGCCAGCAUGGUCAGCUCAGCAAGCAGCAGUGGUUCUAGUGUGGCAAACUCCGCUUCAAACUCAAGUGCCAACAUGAGUCGGGCACACAGCGAUAGUAAUUUAUCCACAAGUGCUGCAGAAAGAAUCCGGGAUUCAAAAAAACGUUCCAAGCAACGGAAACUACAGCAAAAGGCCUUACGCAAGAGACAGCUGAAAGAACAAAGACAAGCUCGUAAGGAAAGACUGAGUGGAUUAUUUCUUAAUGAAGAAGUGCUCUCGUUAAAAGUGACUGAGGAAGACCACGAAGGAGAUGUGGAUGUUUUGAUGUGACAGGGGUGAAUUUUAUCAGUGUUCUUUCUAAGCCUUAAAUGUAUUAUCCUUAUUGUUUACAUAUAUUUCUUGACCAAAUGUUGAUUAGUGCUAACAGUACAAGCCAGAUCUUUUCUCAAGCGUCAUUUUGGUAAGAAGGUCUACUUAUUGAGUAACUUCACCUUUUUGGGACUAAUUUUGAAACAAAGGCUUCAGAAACUUACCUGGCUGCUGAAAAGCUGCUGAAUGGAUACAAUGUUAAGGACAUUUCAACUUGACUGACAUGCCAGCUUACUUGUGAGACAAGUCUAAAGUUGCUUUUCGAUGACACUAAGCAUGCAUUACUGUGCUUCAGCUUUUUUGUUUUUUCCAACUCAAAGUUAAUAUUACACUUGGCUCGUUCUGUCUUCCUUUCCUGUUAUUGGAAGAUUGUUUAGCGUGAGGAAAAUAUUUUCAGUUCUAUAGGGCUUUCUUCAGUCUUGCUCUUGGAUCAUACAAAUUCGAAGUACUGUGCUAAAUCCUUUUCUAGAGGUUACAAUUUAACUCCAAACUACACAGAAAACAAGAAGCAGGACUUCUAAUGCAGGGAAUUUGUGACAGAAAUAAUGCCUCGUAAUGUAGUUCUUUAGAAAGCAAUUAGAAUUAAAAAAACCCAAACUUGCAGGCUUAGUCUUUUGCUGCUCAAUAUCAUAUAGUAUGUUACUAAUGGUUGACCAGUACAUCCCCAAUAUUGCUAUUAAGAGAUUCAAAUAAAAAAAUCUUUAUGUACUGAAGUACACUAAUCUGCAAUUAAGUUGUCUAGGACACUACUUACAACAGUUAAAAAUACUGCUGGAAACUGAAGUGCAAACAACUGGAACACAACUUUGGUGGCUUUUUUUUUCCUCCAGAAGCAUAUCUAAAUAGGUUCUUGUUGUUGGCAAAGAGAUCUUAAUUAAUGCAGCUGUGCUUUUUAAUUGUAUGUUUAGCUGAGGAUGUCUUCUAUGUGAGUUGUUCCACCAUUAUAUGUUUCAGAAUUCUUUUGCUGUCCGUCUGCUUUUGAAAUUUCUCUUCCUAGGAAAAUGAGCUUAAAAAAAAAUGUGGCUUUCAGGCUGGGAGGUAAAAGUAGUUUUAACCUGUUUCCUAGUUAAGGUGACUUUGGUCUUUAUCUUGGAACUACUUGUUACAGCACUCCUCCCCCCCAGCAGAGAUAAAAAUGUUACUUCUGAAUUUCAAUGUGAAACUUAAAAGAUGAUAGAAGUAUUUUCUGAGUUUUACAAGUAUUUUUUCUUUAUUGUGGUACUUCAUUACUUUCGUUUUUCCCUUAUGAAUUCAAGAGUUUGGCAGUUUAGUGUGGUCUUGGCUGCCUGUAAUUGCAGGAUAUAGCCCAGUCCUGCAGAAUUGCAUGACCAUCUUCUUUUAGCACUACUUGCUUUCAUUUUGCAUGUCCUGCACAGACUUACUAGCCUUGACAGCUGAAGUGUUUUUCUUUCAGAAGAGACAUUCUUUGAAGACUCAAGAUAAACUGACUAGAAAAAUACCUAAACAGUGGCCUCUGAAAGGGCUUCAAUAAGACAUAAACGAGGUCCAUAGUCAAACUAGUAUGUGUGAACUACUAGUCUCUAUUCCUGGUGCUAGACAACAGGUACCCAAACUUGGCCACUGUCUGAUUAAUGUGUAAUAUCAUUUUUAACUCGAGUGGUAGCUCCCAUACGGCCAGUUAUUUAGCUGCUAGCCAGAAGUGACUACUACCUGUUGGUAUUUUCUUGCACUCCACUGAGGUGGUUGAUGUCUCCUUUCCUCCUGUAGAAACAAUACCAAAAAAGUUUCAGUAGUAUCCAAGUUACUCAGAAUUUAGAUUAAGUAAAUCUAGAGCUUCUUUUAAGUGUUUUGGCUAGAAGAAAAAAUUGAAUUAAUGUAAGUUCAACUAAUUUCAGGGAGCAGUUGUUGAACUCUUGCAACUUACCGUGGCUGUAAUGGGUGAAUUCAUCAUGAAACAUUUCACUGUGUGUAUACUGUCACAGUUCUGUACAUCUUUUAUUUUCUGCAGUGACUUUGAGAUGCGAUUUUUUUUUUUCUCCGAAAGAGAAAUGCACGCUUAAUACUGUAGAGAAUUGAGACACUGAAAUAAAUAGGUGCAAUGUCUCAGCAUGGUGGAGCAUGAAAGUGUGUCACUUCAUAUUUUUUCAGCAGAUUUUCAUAGUUUAAAUCCUUCAGAGUUUGUUGAUAGAAGAUCCCUGAUUUUGAUGAGGAACAGUUCUUUUUGGUCACCUGUCUACUAGCUUCCAGAGAUCGUGAAAUGAGGGAGAAUAGUGUUUCCGUCUUGAUCUUAGUGUGAGCAUGUAAUUAUAGAUAAUCCAGGUGAUUCGAUGGGUCAAGUUGCUCAUCUGUUACAUUGGAUGAAAGGUUCUUGCGUGCCACAGUAGAUGAUUGUGGUAUGUCCUCUCCAGCUGGGUACUUCAGUCCCUUGUGUGACAGUUAAAACGAUAGAAGAGAGUGAUUUCCAGGGAUUCCAUGAUAAUAAUUUAUAGCUCUGUAAUCCUAUAGUCCCAGGAUCAUUACAAUUUAGGAAUACAAAAUUCUGAAUACAGAAUAAUCUCUGGCUCACUUGAAUGUUUUAUUUGCCAGCCACCUGGCAUCUCAGAGAAUCAGGCCUGAAGUAGCUGUGGGAUUCAAGUGUUCUCUCAUCCUUCUAUGUGUUUGGGUGCCCCUCCCCCUUUUUUUUUCCCCACAUUUUCCUUAGUUCUAAUGACACCCUCAUUUCAUGGAGAAAUGAGGUAAUUUUGUCAGAUUCUUGUAUUUCCUUGCAUUAUGCUGUGUGCUUACCUGGGGAGGCGGUGGAGUCGCCAUCCCUGGAGGUAUUUAAAAGACGUGUAGAUAUGGUGCUUAGAGACAUGGUUUAGUGGUGGAGCGGGCAGUGUUAGGUUUACAGUUGGACUUGAUGAUCUUAAAGGUCUUUUCCAACCUAAAUGAUUCUAUGAUUCUAUGAAUUUGUAUUGGAUACCUGUGACAUUAUUCAAUUAGUUGGAAUAUUGGUUAAACCUGGUCUUGCUGAUUCAAGUGUUGGCCAUUGGGUCUACUGCUUUGUUUCACUGGAAGUUAUCUACAGGUUAUUGAGUACAAAUAAAGAAGAGUAACAGACUGCUAAAAACAUGCAACCUUAUUAGUGUGUUUUUUAAAAAGAGUUAAAUAGCUUCUUUUUAUUCAUAGAUAAAAAAUGUCAAGCUUAAAAGCAAAACAGACAAACUGGAAAAAGCUCAUAGUUGUAUGGCUCCAUGGGACUGAAGCUGUAUCUCUAGGUGCUUUGUACCCACUGUAAUAUGAAAUCAACUUACACUCUGUAAUGUUAACAGUUUGCUUCCAUGGUCACUUUUUCUCUAAAAAGGCUUAGAAGGAGCACUGAAAGUCCGAUUGCAAUAGGACUAUAAAGAAUAGAGAACAUUUUUUUUCUAGUAUGAUUUUACAUAUGAGGAAGAAAGCUAGCUGCCUAACAAACCUGUCUAACCUUUGUGUGUGUAUCUAAUGUCAUUCUUUGUUAAGAUAUCUAUUUUUCUUUAUCUGGGAAACUGUUUAAAAGAUGUUUAUAAUAUACUCAAUAUGGGGUGCUUACUAAGAAGACCUGGAAAAGUCUUUGCAGGACUUUUUCUGGGCUUUGCUUUUAAUUCUCAUAUUGUGGUUUGAAACCUGUGAAGAUCAUUCUCUGGCGUUAAAACAAACCAACCAACCUGCUUGAACUUAUUCAUAUGCAUUUACAUCAGAGUGCAAAUAGAAUAUAGAAACAUUAUAAAAUCGCAAUAUUUACUGUUCAUCUAUGCUGAAUGGCUUGAAGCCAUUUAUUUUCUCCUAACACUCCUUGGGUUUUGAAAUGAGUUGAUGCAUUGGUCUAUAAAUAUUAAUAAAUCUAAUUGUUUUCGGGGACUCUUGAAGUUCAUUCUUAGAAGCCAGAUUUUCAUGGCAAAUGUUGUUAGAUCUGUUGGUUUAAUAUUCCUUGGCUUACUCAUCUUGCAGUUCUUGGGCCUAGAAAAGACAAGUCAACAUGCAAUUUCCCAUUUAAGGAUUGCAAAGAUAUUUUAUUAAUCUACCAAGGGCAAAUCCUAGUAAUAGUCAAAGCUUAUUUAUUUUGACUAUUAAUUCUGAUUGAUCACACUUGCUUGCUAUUAUCUGGCUAACUUUAAAAUGUUUCCAAAUUCCAGAUAAAUUCUUCAGUUUAAUAACAAAAUUGUAAUGUUGAAGCCUUGAAUAUAGUUCAUAACCAAAGCAAAGUAGAAUUGGGGGCUUGUGAUGUUUUUUCUUUUCUGGGGGAGAGAAGGGUGUAUAGAUAGCGUGUAUAUGGUACUGCUUAAAUUGAGUUGCCCCCCAAGUUCUCUGCUAAUUGUAUUGCUAAAAUGCACUUUUGUAUAGAAAACGGUUCUCUGUACAUUCUGUAUCUACUUUCCACAAUGUUUAUAGAGAUUUUUCUGAAGUUGUGAAGGAUUUACUGAAAGCUGCAAUGCUGGUGGCGAAUGCGGUUGACUUCAAGUUUUCAUUGUAUUUGAAAACAGUUAUGUGCUUAUUGAAGUACAGGUUGGAAUUAAAAUUGAUGACAUAGCAAAGAUGAUGAAACUAUAUGUGGUAUCUUCUUCAGAGCAGAGGGAUGCAUGUCUAGGCUUGCUUACUCACUGUUUAGGCAGAAAGUACAAAUAAAGUGGCACAUGUUAAGUGUUCUUUGUGACAGAGAUCAAACCAGUCCCUCCUUAAACAAGUGCUGUUUGUUAUCAACAAAAUCUGACUUGAAUUGUUUCAUAGGAAAGCAGUUAUUUGUCGUGAAUGAUAUAACCCCAAAUCUUGUACUGAAAGUUUUGAUUUCUGUGCCAGAGUAUUUUUUAUAUAUGUGCUGCGUAUUACCUAGCUGUGGGCAUAGGAAGUCUCACUUCUGUUGCCAACUCUGAAUGGUCUUCUGCUGUCACCCUCUGUACCCAUAGCUGUCAAACCACCACCUGUCCUGUGAUGUUCAAAAUUCCUAAUAAGACUUACAUGCUGGCACCCUACCAUGCUCUUACAUCAUGCAGGUACGCUGUUGUAAAUCCAGAUGUCCUUUGCUACAGCAGAAGCUGGUCUGCUCGAGGACUCCAGAAGCUGCAGUGAUGCACACCAAGUCAUACAGCACCGGCAAAGACACGGCAGUGACAAUGGCUUUGCAAUCACCAGUGUUUGAGUAGGCUGCUGUGAAGCUCACUUGCCAGCCUGCAUAUUCUGUAUUGUCCCUGAACCAAAGCUGCCUUGUGCAAUACUGAAGUUUCAGGUCUAAUAUGACAGAAAGUCCUUUUUCCUCUUGAAAUCCAGCAGAAAAAUUCUGAGAACCUGAGAAGGGAAUAACUGGCCUAAGUACGUGUUCCUCAGUGUUCAGAAAGCCUCUUGCAGCAUCUCAAGAAUCUAAACUGCCUUGUCCAUCCCUGCUGAAGCUCAUCAAAUGCUUAUGGAAGUUGAUUCUUGUCAAACAGUUACGGAAGUUAAAAUCAACCACAUGUUGCCAUCCCAGACUGUUUCUGUAGAUAUUGGCGGACGGAGAGAGACAGAUGUAGGCAGAAACGGUGCGUGUCACGGCAAGUCUUGGCACUGUCAGAGACCUUUAAUUGUUAUGGAGUCUGCAACUGGGAAGCAGCACAAUGUAACUGCGGAAGCUGCUGCUCUUGUGUCGCUUUGCCUCCACUUCAACAACCUACUUGUGCUUUUUGUCUGUUUUUGCCUAAAGGUGAUUGACAGUGCAGUGUGAUUUGCAGCAAAACAAAUCAAAAUAUUGUGAAGGACCUUGGCCUGUUGUGGUGGUCGCGUGUGGUAAGGACGUCUUGCUCCCUGGAUGGCACCUUGGAGUUGCAGGGAAGUUGCUUAUGCUUUCUGACUGGCAGGAUCCCAGUGAGCUGAGCUGCUGUGCUUUGGACUUCUGAACUUUCCCAGUAAGUCUUGUUGCAGCAGUUCAUUACUGAGGUGGCAGUUGGGUGGAUGAAUAAUGAUACCUCCUGGCAAGCAGCUGCCUUAUCUGUCAAGUGAGGUCAUGCAGGCAGAACUAAACACUGCGGGUUAUGGAUCUUUUAUUAUCUCUCCUUAAACAUUUCUUCAUUUAUCUCUCAAGCAUUUCUCUGCAAUGAGAAAGUCUCACUUGAUGGCCAAAAGCUGCUAAGGCACAAGCUGGAACAAGAUUUCCACACUGGCAAAACAAAUUGAUAAACCUACUUUACUAAAUUGGUAGAGAAAGAGGGCAUUGCUGUGAUCUUGCUGUCCUCACCCCUCUCUUACUACUGGCCUGAACAUUUUCCAGUACUGAAAUAAUUAGAGUUUCGUUUCCUCAACUGCUUUGUAUGUGCUCCCAAGUAUCCUGUGUCCUACCAGAUAGAAAUGAGCAUUCUUUUCACCUCCCUCCAGAACAUUCAUCACUUGUAAAUGGUUUCUCUGGUGCUGAGAUGUGGAUUUGAAUUUAAAUUCAAUUUCUGAUCUAAGACCUCAUUUCAUGCUGUUUUCUACCUACUGCAGUGACUUGUGCUCAGCAGCAUCACUGGUGUAAAAACUUGUUUCUCAUAACGUAGUCCACGUUCCUGAGGCGUAAGUGUGAUAAUUCAUUUAGAGUCUUUCUAAUGCUAUUUCAGUUGAAGUGCCUGCUGUACUGCUACUCUAUUUCUUGGAGAAAGAUGGUGUAGAUGAGAUUUGGAGUUUGACCAGGACUUCCCUGUGAUUUUAGCGGAAGGUGCCUGGCUCACCUGUGUGUGUUGGCACUAGAGGGAGUGCUGCAGUCACCUUCCUUGCCUGUGAGCCUGCAGCUGCCAACGCAGCUUUGCCACAAACACUUUCCUUUAUGCAGCUACGUCCAAUUCAAAUCAUAUUAGGGGGAUUUUCAUGUCUUGUGAUGGUUUUGGAGGAGGAAUGUGUCUGUGAAGAGUUAGUUUUACAAUUAUAACCUUUUCAGUGACAGGGAAAAAAAAUUAUUCUGUUUGUGGUGAUUGCUAAUUCCUGCCUGAUGCUGCUUAUUGCAAUUGGAAGAUGGAAGUAUUUUCCUGUUUAGUGUUAACUUCUGUAUGCACACUGUAUUGCUGCUUUAAAUUUCCUGGUUUCUGUUUCAAAUUCAGCCUUCCUCACUGUGGGCCAAGAAUUUCACAGUUGAAAAUAUUAGGUGACGAUGGAAAACAAGCAGCCAACUUUUAAUGCACUACGUCUCAUAAUGCAGAUACCUUUUUGUCCCUGGAAGGCAAGAGAGAGAUGUAGCUCGAUUACCUUUAUUUUUUUUGAAUAAUAACUUGUAAAUAGGGCUUUGGAGCUUCCUUGGAGCAAAGGAAAAUGCUGCUUCAAUGGGAGAUGUUCUGAAGUUAAGAGGAUUUUUUUUCUUUACUUGACAGACAAUUAUUGCUACCUUUUGAAUAAAGCUUGCUAACACAUAUAAUUGCAGAGAACACGUGGGGCGUGUUCUCCCUGGCAUCUCAGGUUCAUUCUUGGAAGUGAAGCUUUUAAUGGUCAUAUACAGAAUUAGGAAUGCUUUGAGCACUCGUAUGUGGUUGUGCAGAGAUGCUCGUGACUGUCAUCCUCUCCUAUUUUUGUGUCAGUAGCUGUCAUAAAAGCAAAAUGCAAAAGGGAAUACAAGUUCUAGUCAUCAAGUGAAAGAUUUAUUUAGACAAAUCUUUGCUCAGUGAUGGCUUAUAAGAUCUUUGUUGUAAAAUUGUCACAUUACUGGAGUAGAGACACACUUGUUCAGCUGGGAAACUGCUGUCAGCAGGCCCUGAGUGUGCAGUUGCGGGGUGAUCUGAGACAGCUUGCUGGAAACACACUUCUGGUCCUUGCAUUGGCCAUGCUCUGUAGAAAAGAUGGAAUGUCUUUUCUCAUUUCUAAGUUCUUUUCACAGAAGCACCAUCAUACAAAUCUUAUGACCCAGCAAUGUGCACCUUCACAGCAUUCUUGUCUGCUCUUCCUUCAGUGUCAAAGAACUGAUGUCAUUGGCAUGGUAUUUGUGAAAUCCUGGACUUCAUAAACACAUGCACUAUAUUUCUCUUUAUUGCUACAUUAUGGCAUUGCAAGAAAACAGGAUGCUUCUAAUAACACCACAUCUUGUACUUGACCUUUUUUCUAAGUCAAAUCAUUGGGCUGUCCACUACCUGGCUGGUAGUUUCUAGCAAGAGCAGCGUGAGCUGCCUGGCAUUUACUGUGGAUUAUUUUCGCUUAGGACUUUGCAAGUCUUGGAUGGUUCUGCUUGGCAAUUCCUCUUUGCUCUGUUAGAAGGUAGACCAGCUUUUGGACCUCCCCACCACAUUGGUUCAUCAACACUGCUGCAUUGUGGCAAAUCUAACUCCUCUCCUGGCUUAAACCUCAUGUUUUCCAUGUGAUUCCUAGCAUUGCAAAAGCUACUGAGCAGAGCAAAAACAUUGUUUGUUAGGAGGGUCUCAGAACUUGGGAAUUAUGGUGCUGAGUAUGACUUUCACAAGUUUAUUUAUUCUAUUCAACUAAUGAUCCCUUUUGAAAGCAUAAUUGAACACUAAAGUUGAUCAAAUUGCUGUGUAUUUAUUUAAUGUUCUUAAAUCAUGUUUGAUAUCCAGCCAACUCUACUUUUAAAUAAUCCCUGUCUGGUAGUACAGGGAUCCAAGACCUAUGACGUGUAGGGCAUCAUUUGGAACAUUGCUCUUUGUAGGUUGAAAGUGAUCACUCCAGAAACAAUUUCUGUUGACAGGUUGGGUAGGAAGAUAAAGAUACAUGCCUGAGUCUGUGUGAGUUGUUAAUGUCAUUAAAUCCAAGGUGAGAAAAACAACACUCUAAUGCUGGCAAGCCUUUAUGAAGUUUAAAAGAAUAUAUUCUUUUCUACUCUCUAUUUUAAAUAAGAUUAAUUUAUUUACCCAAUAAAAGUAUUCACAGUGUGUCUGUGACUUAUAAAGAUGUUGCUCAAAAAAUCCAUGCACUUCCUCCUGAAACAAUUUAGAUCAUAAAGCUGUUUGUAGAAGUUACAAGCGUUAGUCAACCGAAAAUGAAGCAGUCUAAAAUCUUAGUACAAACCCAUUUGUGGACUGAUAAACCCAUUUGCAGACUGAUAAAAUGAGUAUAAUUUAUGGUUUGGAUACCUUAUUGGCAUAUGUAUUAAAAUUCUGGUAUGUCUAUUUUUCUUAGUAUUGCAUUAGCUGUAAUUUCUAUGUAAUGCUUCAAUUCAUUUAUAUAUUUGCACAACACACUAUCAGAUAAAAAAGUGCCAAAAUGUGUAUAAGGAGGUCAUCACUUUAGCUUAAUUGCGCACAAAUUUCCUGCAUACUCUGAUGCUUAAGACCAAUAACGAGACUGCUACAGCUAGAAUAAACGCAUUAGCCUAUAAAUUUAGAGCUUCUACCUGCUUUGCAAAGAAAGAAUCAUCUCUAAAUGAGCCUAGUAACAUUGAUUUGUGAUUAAUCAUUUUACUUAGUGACUCAUCUAUGAUCACAGUACAACAAAAAUGUCAUGUUUGUUUAGUGGCAUUAACUCCAUUUAUCUUCUCUGCAUUCAGAGAAUUGCCUUGUUGUCAGUGUGGGACGGGGAAUACAGCUGAACAGUACUGUUAUUAAAGGCCUUGUGAUGUUGGUUUACCUAAAGCAGAGUAUGGACAAAGAAAAGAAAAAAAGUAUGGGUUUUUUGGGUAGUAACCAUUCCCUUCCUUGAAAUUUAAUUAUUCUACUUGAUCAAGCCAAACCGUUGUAGUAAUGAUCUUGUAAACAAACUAAUUUAAUCUCGAAUACCAGUAUUAUUCUAGUUGCUUCUGAAUUUUUCUUUUUAAGGCCAUCUAUCUCUGCAAAUUAACAAGUCCUCUUGACUCUACUUUUGAGGCUAUUUUGCUUUACAGUUUGCAGAGUAAACCCAACUC